AUCAAUCGUUUAUCACCAUAACCCCCCUCCCUCCACUUCAAACCUAACCAGAAACAUCCCCAAACUCGCCGAGCACUUUUCCUCUCCUCUGCAUACCUCCAGCACCGUCUCCCCCCCUCCCUCCCAUCUCAAGCCCUCCGCGCCUUGCCGAGGAGGAGGAGGAGGAGGAAGAAGAAGAGCAGCAAGCGCGGAAGAUGGAGGUCUCCACCGACCAACCGCGGUGGGUGAGCCACCACCAUCCUGCCGUGCUCAAUGGGCAGCACCCGGACUCGCACCACCCCACGCUUGGCCAUACCUACAUGGACCCCACGCAGUAUCCUCUUGCCGAGGAAGUGGAUGUACUUUUUAAUAUCGACGGACAAGGCAACCCCGUCCCUCCGUAUUACGGCAACUCCGUCAGAGCCACCGUGCAGAGAUACCCCACGGCCCACCACGGGAGCCAGGUGUGCCGCCCCCCGCUGCUGCACGGCUCGCUGCCCUGGCUGGACGGGAGCAAGGCGCUGAGCAGCCACCACAGCGCUUCCCCCUGGAACCUCAGCCCUUUCUCCAAGACCUCCAUCCAUCACAGCUCACCGGGACCCCUUUCCGUCUAUCCACCCGCCUCCUCUUCCACUUUAUCCGCCGGCCACUCCAGCCCGCACCUUUUCACCUUCCCACCGACCCCUCCUAAAGAUGUGUCCCCGGAUCCGUCCAUCUCCACUCCCGGCUCCACCGGCUCCACCCGGCAGGACGAGAAGGAAUGCAUCAAAUACCAGGUGUCCCUGGCCGAUACCAUGAAGCUGGAGUCCUCUCACUCUCGGAGCAGCAUGGCCUCUUUAGGAGGAGCCACCUCCUCCGCUCAUCAUCCCAUCACUACCUACCCACCGUAUGUCCCAGAAUAUGGCUCUGGACUUUUCCCCCCCAGUAGCCUCCUAGGAGGAUCGCCUACCGGCUUCGGGUGUAAAUCGCGACCGAAAGCACGGUCAAGCACAGGCAGGGAGUGUGUAAAUUGUGGGGCUACCUCAACCCCUCUGUGGAGAAGAGAUGGCACCGGGCACUAUUUGUGUAACGCCUGUGGACUCUAUCACAAAAUGAAUGGGCAGAACCGGCCCCUGAUCAAACCCAAGAGAAGACUGUCUGCAGCCAGGAGGGCAGGCACGUCCUGCGCAAACUGUCAGACCACCACUACCACCCUGUGGAGGAGAAAUGCCAACGGCGAUCCCGUCUGUAACGCCUGUGGGCUCUACUACAAGCUGCACAAUAUUAACAGACCCCUGACUAUGAAGAAAGAAGGAAUUCAGACCAGGAACCGAAAAAUGUCUAGCAAAUCCAAAAAGUGCAAAAAAGUCCAUGACAACCUUGAAGACUUUCCCAAGAGCAGCUCCUUUAAUCCUGCUGCCCUCUCCAGACACAUGUCCUCCAUCAGCCACAUUUCACCUUUCAGUCACUCCAGCCACAUGCUGACUACACCGACACCGAUGCAUCCUCCAUCCAGCCUCUCCUUCGGACCUCAUCAUCCUUCCAGUAUGGUCACUGCUAUGGGUUAGUGAGAGACUCCCCUGCUGAAUGCUUACAGUCUCAAAAUGAGAUUUACUUUAUAUACUUGCAUUUUUGCAGGCGUGUGGUUAUGGGUCUGACGUCCCGAAUCAAAUGGGAGGGGGAAAAAAGAAUAAAAAAAGAUAAAUAAAAAAGUUAUUUGAAGGCAUAAGAGAGGAAAAAAACCUAAAAAAAACCCAGAAAAAAACUACAAAAAAGCACAAAAAAGGAAAAAAAAAGAAAAAAAGAGAAAAAAGUAAAAAAAAAGUUUUAAAAAAGUGAUGUUUGCCACUUUUUAAAGGAACUCACUAUGGCGUCUAUGUAUUCUUACUCACUGAAUCUGGAUACCAUUUGUGAAUAAGCCAUUCAGAACUUGCAUUCCCUAUUGGACAGGAUCUCUAGUGCUGUGAAAAAAAAAUAAUAAAAUAAAAUAAAAAAUGCUGAACAUUGCAUAUAACUUAUAUUGUAAGAAAUACUGUACAUUUGAGGAAGACUUUAUUGCAUCUGGAGAGCUGUAAAGAAAAAGGCAUGAAGGACUCCGAGAGAUUUUUUUUUAAAGGAAAAGAAAAAAAAAAGUGAUGGGAGGACAAUUUAAAAACCAGAAAAACAAACAAUGCAGACCAAGAGGAAACGCGGUCUUACGAACAAAUGGACCAACUGCCAGUCAUGUCUUCUCCUUUUAUUUUAUUUUAAUUUUGGGGUUUUUUUUUUGUUGGUUUUUUUUUUGGUUUCUUUUUCGUUUCCGGGGAGGGGGCUGGCUAGAAAGGUUUUGAUGAUGCAUUAACUAACUAACUAACUGACUAACUAAAUAACUAAAUAAAUAAAACCUGUAGGGAGAUCAUUCAUUUCGGGCCAUGGGCCUUUUACAUAGGAAGUACCAAUGGUGUCAGGCAAUCAGUGUUAACAUGCGGACAUUGCCAACAAGGGGUUUUCAGAUAGCCAUUCUCCAGGUCUAAACGCAUUGUGAACAAGUUCCUGUAAUUGUUGUUUGUAUGUAUAAUUCAACGCACCAAAAUAAGAAAGAUGUAGAUUAAUUUCAUCCUAUUAUACAGACUGAAUGGUUGUACAAAUUUAUUUACUGCUAGUGAUAAGACCUGCUUUUUUUGUUUUGUUUUCAUAUUUUUUCCUCCUUUUUUUUUUUUUUGGAGAAUAAACUAGAUUAAAUUCUGUUGACUUAAAAGUGUUUUGUGCUUUGGGGUGGGAAAGAGAAUGUGUUUCUGUCUUUAUUAAUUUUUUUAGAAUUUGUUUUGAUGGUAUUUAUUAUGUAGUUACCACGGGUAUGGGAAUAUGUGUCUCUGCGCUCACGCUGACAGCCAACACAAUGUUUGCGAUGGCUUGAUAAAAAAAUCCGAAAACACAGAACAAAGGAACAAACCCCCUCAGAAAUAAAUGGACUGCAUGUUACUGUAACUCCACUGUCCGGUGUGUACUCCCUAUCUCUCAAACUGCAGCCUAGCUGCUACCCCGCCUGAUGUUGGGUUUCCAUGUGCGAUGGGUCUCUUUUGGUCUCAGUCAACCGUUGUGUCAAUGAUAAUCUGGGACUGGACAAAGUGCAAAGGUAUGGCAGGGUCCUUAUGGUCCUGGCUGCUUUGGGUUUCUACUCUGCCUUGGAGGGUACUCAGUGGUAUAAUUUGAUGGCCUAAAGUUGAGAUCUUGAUAUGAAAUCAAGAUGGACCAAAUACUGUUCCUGUGCUUGGAGGAACAAGUAGAACCUGUUACAAAAGGCCAGGUUUGGUGGUAGAGAGAGGACAAUUCCCCAAAACUCAAAGGCCAUCGGCCAGCCCCUUCCUUCAAGAGUUUUCUUGGAAAUAAUGACAUUUAUAUUAACAUUAUUAUUGUUAAUAGCAAAGUUUGGCUUUUAUAAAUUGAUUUCUGAUGAUUUAAUCCUAAGGAAUCAGUCUUCCUUUUAGACCUCAGUAUUUACACUUCUAGCUUCUUUAUGCCAUCAUAAAGGUUGGACAUUUACUUUCCAAAUGAAGGUUAGGUUUCUGACCACCCCAUUCCAUUUGCUGGUGAUUUAAGCUUGGUGUGAUACAACAGAAGUUGCCAACACUGUGAGAAAAUGCUUAAAAAAAUCCUAAACAAAAAAAUAACCCCCGAAUGUAAAAACCUCAACAAGCAUGACCUUCAAAUAAAUUAUUACUUUCUUUUAAUGCAGAGUAAAAUAACUGAGUUCUUUCAUCCAGAAAUAUGUGUAUUCCUGCCUUUUAGCGCCAAGUGGAUAGAAAAAUAUCACCAUGUCUGCUAUUUUUAAUCCACUUCCUCCUGGGUGAUAACUGGAGAGGGGAACAGUGACAUGGUCUAAUCUUCUGCAGGAUGGCUCACAUGGGUAAAGAUGUUUCAUGUGUGAAAGACCACUUCAAAACUUUCAGGAAGAUCAUACAGAGGUCAAAUAGUCAUUUGAUUUGGGAAUGGGGCAGGAGGGGAAGAGGACUGACCUUUAUUUGGGCUUUUUCUCUCUUGUUUCAAAAUGAACUUAGUUAAACUACAUCUGCCAUAAAGGAGGAUUUAGCAGAUAUAAGUGGAACAGGCAGUAAUCCUUUUGUAAUGUUGUAUAUUCUUUCCUUUUUACUCUGUUGACAAAAAAUGUGUAAAAAAAGUCAGAACAAAUGGCACACAUUUAAAAUCUUAUGUUAAUCACCUUUCUUCUUU
Molecule: messenger RNA, 4167 nt
Organism: Cuculus canorus (common cuckoo)
Lineage: Eukaryota; Metazoa; Chordata; Aves; Cuculiformes; Cuculidae
Gene: GATA3
Product: GATA binding protein 3
Exons: 5
Coding region: 195-1526 (443 amino acids)
Biological process (GO): immune system development; cell fate commitment; embryonic organ development
Cellular component (GO): nucleus
Molecular function (GO): DNA-binding transcription factor activity, RNA polymerase II-specific; zinc ion binding; RNA polymerase II cis-regulatory region sequence-specific DNA binding
Source: RefSeq, a predicted model, not a curated record